Molecule: messenger RNA, 1332 nt
Organism: Aspergillus luchuensis
Lineage: Eukaryota; Fungi; Ascomycota; Eurotiomycetes; Eurotiales; Aspergillaceae
Exons: 2
Coding region: 1-1332 (443 amino acids)
Source: RefSeq, a predicted model, not a curated record
AUGGCUUCAUCCUUGGCCGAUCAAAUUCUUGAAAGUUCCACGACGAACGACUCGGUCCGUUCAAACUCACAUAUACAACUUGAAACCUUGCCACCAGAAAUCAGAGUCCAGAUUCUCCUUCUACUCAAUGUUGAAGGACUUAAAUCACUAGUCCAAGCAUCACCCGUUUAUCACGACCAGUAUCGUCUAGAUCGCAAGCGCCUUCUCCUCAACUGCCUGGCGACCACACUGGGCAGCAUUUUCUUCGAAGCUUGUAUUGUCCAAGAGACUAGCUCAGUGAGCUUCUCGCAGACGCGCAACCACGAUAGCAUCCUUGAAUAUUUCGGGUCUCUCACGAAGCGGCGCUGUCACUCAGAUUUUAUGCCAGCAGGACUGACAUUGAAUGAUGCCAUAGAUAUGGUAGCCUUUUAUCUCUCAGUCCUAAAACCUUUCGCACGGCACUAUUCUGCGUGGGCAUUACGCAACCUAGCUAAAGAGCCGGAAGCAACACACACUAAGAUAGAUGAAGACCUGAGUGAAUCGGAAAAAUCUAGGAUAAUCCGCGCUCUGUAUCGCUUUCAAUUAUGCAGCAACGUAUUCGGCGUGGGACCCAAUAAGGACGAGCUUGAUCUCUUCAGGAUAAGGUUUCAACUCGGUGAUGACGAGAUUCUAAAGCUGCUGGAAGACUUAUGGGAACCCUGGGAACUGGAGGAGAUUAAUUGCAUCAAUGUCUUUGCGGAAACAAAAUGUCGUGAGAUUCAUGAUGCUGUGACCUGGGAUUUCAGUGAGAGGAAUCCUCGGUUUGAUGACCAGGAAAGACCGCCUACUCCGGAUGGGGCGGUGGAUAUACCACAGCACAGCCGUGCUUAUUUGAUCGGGACUAUUACACAGGGCCUCGAGCGGUUGCAGACUAUCUUCUUCAAGGUUAAAGAGCACGCGGAGUUGGUCAAUGUAAUGGAGCAGACUUUGGUUCUUUGGCUCGAGGAGUUCCUCGAAGGAGAUGUUCACGGCGCGUUCACCCACGCGGCGCAAAGUGGACGUCGAGUUAGGGCACCUUCUGAGCGGGAUAUGAAAGAGGAGCGAAGGGAGCCGUUGCCUUUCCGGGGUGAUAGGCUGGACGACUACUAUUACUCUAACGGAGCGUACCCGCCAUUAGCAUGGACGCUUUUGUGGAAAGGAACAUAUAGCAAUAUGUUAGGAAGCUAUAUACCUGAUGAAUUCCACAUGUGGGGGUAUGUUAUGUGGGAUGCGGCCCGGUUGGAAUGCACCGGUGCAAAGGAAGUAUUGGCAAGAGGAUGGGACUUGAUGUGGGGUGAGGAUGAAGAUGCGAGAGACCAGAGAGAAUUUUUCUGA